Selaginella moellendorffii is the source of this 650-nucleotide messenger RNA. RefSeq lists its product as uncharacterized. Bases 238 to 603 code for a protein of 121 amino acids. Lineage: Eukaryota; Viridiplantae; Streptophyta; Lycopodiopsida; Selaginellales; Selaginellaceae. The transcript is spliced from 2 exons. The record is from RefSeq and is a predicted model, not a curated record.
CUUUGUUUUUCCAGGACGGCGGGAAGGAUGCAGCGCGCUGCAUGGUAAGUUUUGACCCGAGUGCCAUGCUAACGCGUCCAUCUGUUACUAACAGGGAAGGCUCAAAACUCCACCGGAUUUGGUGUUCCCAACAUCUUGGACCUUGUCUGCAGGCUGCUGGAGGGUGACUACUUGUUCUAUUUGCCAGUGAAGAACCUGGGAUGGAACUUGCGGGCUGCCGUUACCCCUACAACAAACAUGGUAGAGGAGUACUCAACACUCAAAGGUGACAGGAACGCCUUGUGUGGAGGGUCACCAGUGUUCCCGGCCGAGGAAUUUCCAGUAAGGCUGCCGUUGUGCGGGAUCCGGUCCAACCGGCUCCUGAGCUCGCUGGUGCUGCACCGCCCGCCAAACUCAGCACUCCCACACUACUACACGAUUGUCAAUGCCAGCGCUCACGCGCGUCUCUGGCUCGGCCGCUACGACCUCCGGGUCUACUACGACCACAGCUUGACAUACGGCGAGAUGUGUACCCCUGGAGCUGCUUUGGCCGAGGAGGAGGUAGGCUUUUAUACUCCUCCACAUUCCAGCUAUGGAAACACUGUACUUAUAUUCAAGCCCUGAGCGAUGGUUUCAUGGUGGAGCGCCGGCAGUCGUUAGUGGAGGUUAAA